Molecule: messenger RNA, 1216 nt
Organism: Colletes gigas
Lineage: Eukaryota; Metazoa; Arthropoda; Insecta; Hymenoptera; Colletidae
Exons: 2
Coding region: 89-1216 (375 amino acids)
Molecular function (GO): catalytic activity
Source: RefSeq, a predicted model, not a curated record
GCCGGGAGGAGGCUGGGACGGCCGUUAAAUAACGGCGCCCCGCCUCCUCCUCCAGGCCAAUCUCAACCACUGCCGCGCGGCACAGGACAUGAUGUCCCAAGUCCUCGCGGAGUGGGGGGUUGGCCUGGCGGUCGCCGCCGAGCCGUACCGCGUGCCGGAUCACCCACAUUGGGUGGGCGACGCGGACGGUUUGGUGGCGACGGUAUGGGGAGGUGGCGACGGGUCCCCGCCGUUCUCCAUUCUGGAGCGCGGUCGGGGUUUCGUCGCCGUGGACUGGGGGGGAGUCGCCGUAGUGGGGUGCUACAUCUCGCCCCGCAGCGGUCACGCCGCGUUCGAGCUGUACUUGGCCGAGGUCGCGGCAUGCGUGCAGCGCUGCGCGGCCCGGCCGGUGCUGGUCCUGGGGGACUUUAACGCCAAGUCGGUGGCUUGGGGAUCCCCUAGGACCACCGUUCGCGGCGGGAUCCUGGGCGACUGGGCGGCGGGGCUCGACCUUCGGUUACUGAACCGGGGGUCGGAGCACACGUGCGUGCGGCGAUAUGGGGGGUCUAUCGUGGAUGUUGGAUUCGCGACCCCCAACGCCGUGCGCAUGGUGUCGGGUUGGCAGGUGGCCCCGGAGGCAGAGACACUCUCCGAUCACCGGUAUAUCCGGAUGGAGGUCUCUGCCGCCGGGGCUGCGUCCCGGCACCGCCGCCCGGAUGGCACCCCACCGCGCCGCUGGGCGCUUCGGCGCCUGGACAAGGACGCCCUGAUGGCAGCUGCCCUCGCUGCAACUUGGCCGCAGGUGGCGGCCGAGUUGCCAAGCAUGGAGGAGGAGGCUGCCCGGCUCGGGGUUGAGUCUGAAACAAUAGAGCUCGCACUAGAAGCAGUUAAGCAAAUCUUCAAUCAAAGUCCGGAUGAGCAUGUUAUAAAGUACGAACAGUACAAGGAGUUAAUACUUAAAGCCAAAGGGAAUCCGGGCAUUGUGCAGCUGGCACAAUCUUAUAUGGACAACCUCUCCUCGCUAGCAAAAAUGUUGCGUGAAACUUACCCCAGCAUAUCAAGUAGAUCCGUCAAAAAUAGAGUCUCGCGAAUUAUUAAAAAACUGGAACUGCAUGGUAGCUGGACUGAAGAAAAGGACGAGGAAGAACCUAUCUCGUCUCAGGACCCAGAAUGUGACACCGAUUGCUCCUUUUCAUCAGAGGAUGGCAUUUCCAUCAAUCCUCACAUCCAACUCUAA